Messenger RNA from Seminavis robusta, 1539 nucleotides. Lineage: Eukaryota; Bacillariophyta; Bacillariophyceae; Naviculales; Naviculaceae. The record is from the annotation of a GenBank genome assembly.
AUGAUGAAACACUUGUUUGGACACAAGACGAAGAAAGACAAUGUGCCUGACAACAUCCCGCCAAUGACAUCGUCAUGGCCGACCGCCAUGGAACGGGUCAACGCGGCACGACAAGCGAGCGCUCUGGACGGCAGUAUUUGGAUGCCCACUCGAUCCAUGUCAGCGCAGACAAGAAUGUUGUUUUGUUCUGAAACUGGAAAAGAGUUGCUGAGGCGUUAUGAGGACUGUAAAUUCGCAACUAGUAAAGAGGAUGAAGAUUCCGAAGAAGCAGAAGAGGCUUCCACGACGAAUGACACUGCGAUAGCAUCAUCAGCAUCAUCAAAGACAAAAUUGCACAAACCUGUCAAACCCAAUCGACUACUGUGUCACGCUCUGACCAAUGCCAAUGGAGAUUCCUGGAGGCGGCAACGUCCACUGGUUCAGCGUGCUCUGGGAGACGCCGCUGUGACCAAGACCAUUGCUGUGCCAGCCGCCACCAGAGCAGCCGUGGAGCUGCUAAAUAAUCAAGCUGCACAACAUAAUACUGCCAAAUUGGAAGUCAGAGAAUUUGCCCUGCAAGUGGCGACUGUCACCAUGAUGGCUGCCGUAUUUGGGCAUGGCGUGGAAGAUACGACGACUCAUCAACAAUUGCAGUCGGCAAUCCGCAACUUGUUCCAUCCGACUCUUUUGCCAGUCCGAGGAAACGCCGACAAGUCCGACGCUUUGGAUGUACCGGUGCGUCAAACUGUGCGCAAUAUUGAGAAGAAGAUGACAGCAAUAAGUCAAGACAACAACAAUGAAAAUUACAAAUGUCUGGCCUUUAAUUUGCUCCAACGGGAAAAGGUGGACACCCCAACAGAUCAGCAACAGCAACCAACUCUACUGUCACGAAACGAGGUCAUUGCCAACUGUCACUCGGCAUUGCUGGCCGGCACGCAAACCAUUGCCACGACAUUGGCAGGGUGUCUCCUUCAUUUGGCAACGUUCCGUUCUACCGAAAACGCCGAUCGAUCGUGGUGUCGAGCGGUCGUGAAUGAAACGCUGCGCAUCCUUCCGCCUGUGGCGACGUUGCCCCGUUGUCCCGUCCAUGGGGACUUGCCCAUUCCUACUUGGACUGGUGAUCAUACCCUUCCGGAAGGAGGCGCACUGCUUCUGGAUGUUCUCUCCAUGGCUCAUUGUCAUCCACAUCAUCACCAACAGAGUGAUGAUGAUGAUGGCGACAACAACGCUGACGACCAAGAGAGAAAUAAUGACUCCAACGACAUUGACGAUUCCGAUACAUGGACCUUCUCUAUUGACAACAAUAACCACCAAACGAGGCGUGUACCGAAAGCGUACCCAUGGGGGUUUGGGGAUCGAGCAUGUCCUGCUGGGAACCUCUCAGUAUCUUGUAUUAGUGAAGUCUUGCAAGUCCUGCUCGCGGAAGGAUGGACAUGGCGUCUUGCAAACCAAGAGGAUCUAGGAUGGAUGACAACCGUCUCGUAUCAACCAACCUUGACGUAUCCCAAUCCACUCUGGUUGGUCUUGUCACAACAACAACAAUCCACGACGCAGAGCUAG